This is a messenger RNA of Lotus japonicus, 1601 nucleotides long. RefSeq lists its product as uncharacterized. The transcript has 9 exons. Gene Ontology annotation, cellular component: CCR4-NOT core complex; CCR4-NOT complex; P-body. The record is from RefSeq and is a predicted model, not a curated record. Bases 326 to 1270 code for a protein of 314 amino acids. Gene Ontology annotation, biological process: negative regulation of translation; mRNA catabolic process. NCBI's taxonomy places the organism in Eukaryota, Viridiplantae, Streptophyta, Magnoliopsida, Fabales, Fabaceae.
CUGCUCAUCCCCCUCUCCCAUGUCCUCUCCCCUAAAACGCGCGCAAACACACACACUCGCUCUCACUCGCAUGCAGAGCACGUAACAACACCACCCUUCCGCAACGGCACCGUUUCAUUCCCCCUCACACAUCAAUCGUACGUAAAUUCUCACACACAACACUGCACGAACCCUCUCGCACGCGAACCAUUCAGAUUUCAGGGUUCGAUCAAUGUUAGCCUCCACCAUAAAUGCCAUGGCAGAUUCAUCAUUAUCACUCUAAUUCCAAUUAAAUACACACUCACAUUUGGGUUUUCUCGGAGUGAACCGUCUCUCAUUUCCGAGAAUGGCCAAUUUGCCCCAAUCGCUCUCAAUCACCGCCUCCACCUCCUCUCAGCCGCGCAACACCGCCGUCAAGGAUCGUGAGACGGUGGCAACGGAACGCAUUGUCGUUCAACUGAUUCUCGAACUCAGCAACCCCGAUCAUCGUGAAAACGCUCUUCAUGAACUCUCCAAGAAGAGGGAAGUGGUUCAGGAUCUCGCUCCGCUAAUUUGGAAUUCUUUUGGUACCAUUGCCGCACUUUUGCAGGAAAUAACUUCAGUAUACCCUGUUAUUUCACCACCAACUCUUUCUCCAGCACAAUCAAAUCGAGUGUGCAAUGCACUUGCUCUACUUCAGUAUGUGGCAUCUCACCGUGAUACAAGGUUGCUAUUCCUCAAUGCUCACUUACAUCUAUAUCUGUAUCCCUUCCUUAAGACAACAAGCAAGGCAAAGCCAUUUGAGUAUUUGCGGCUUACCAGUCUUGGUGUCAUUGGUGCCUUGGUGAAGGUUGAAGACGUGGAAAUUAUAAGUUUCCUUCUUUCAACGGAGAUAAUUCCUCUCUGCCUGCACACCAUGGAAAUCGGCACUGUGUUGUCAAAAACAGUUUCAACAUUUAUAAUUCAAAGAGUUCUGUCACACCAUGUUGGUAAGGAGUAUGUUUUUGCUAGGCCAGACCGCUUUUUUGCAAUCGGUCAAGUUUUGGGGAAAGUGGUGGCAUUUCUUGUUGAGCAACCUUCAAUUCGUCUUUUGAAGCAUGUUAUCCGAUGUUAUCUUCUUCUGUCAGAACAUUGGAGGGGCGUCGAAGCGUUAAGCAGCUGUCUUCCUGAAAUGUUCAGAGAUGGUACUUUCAGUAAUUUGCUUCGAGAGGACCCUGAUCUCAUGAGGUUUCUACAACAGUUGCUUCACAAAGUUAAUCAGGUUCCUGCACCACAAGCUGGAGAAGGAUACAAUCACAUGAUGGUACCCUGAGAAUAAAGAUCUUGGUUAGUUGCUGGGCUUGAGAUAAUUCACUUGAUUGAUCAAAUUGGAGCUAAGCCAGAUAUUGGUUGUGAUUAUAGAUUAUUAUUAUUUAUUGAGUUAAAAGACAGUUGCUCGGCCUAUGUACUCAAUUAAGUGGUUCAUUUUAAUCCCCUCAUGAAUAUUUAAGUUGGACCCUGAGUUGUUAAACUUGGUAUUUUUGUAACUCCUUAACGUGGUUCUUCACUUUGAGACUCGACCAAUUGGAUUUUUGUGAAAACUAUUGUGAAGUGAAAAUCAUGGUUGACAAAUACAAAAGCAUAGAGAAGUUGUUAUAUUUAAA